AUGCUUACUGCCGCCAAAGUUGCUAUAUUCUAUACCGAUCACGAAGCAGAAUGGGUCAAACCGUGGAAGAGCUUUGCCGAAAUGGGCAAGAAAGUACUUGAACAAGCCCGCGUAUUAGAGAGCCGCGACGAUCUGCCUGUCGAGUACCAGGUCUUUGACAUCUACCAUGGAGAGUUUCCAGCGCUUGGGGAGAUCACCAGAGAGAAGGGAUACCUCGGUAUCUACAUAACCGGGUCUCGCUACGACUCCUUUGAUACAGAGACCGAGUGGAUCAUCAAGCUGCGCCAGCUGCUAAAGACCCUCCUCUCAGACGACAGGUAUCCGCCCGUCGCGGGCAUCUGUUUUGGACACCAAGUAGUGGCUGCAGCUCUCGGCUGCAAAGUCGACAGGAACCCCGCCGGCUUUGAGGGUGGUGUAGUCCCCGUCACGCUAAACAGCGAGGGAGAGAAGCUCUUUUCCAACGCCAAGACCCUGAACCUCUCUGAAAUGCACAAAGACGUGGUACUCGAGAUACCUCCCGGAUGCGUCAACUGGGGGUCCAGCUCGCUAUGCAAACACCAGGGUUUCUACAAGCCUAACAAGCUAAUCACCUUCCAGGGUCAUCCCGAAUUUACUAACAUGAUCCUCAAGUGGGGCCUGCAAAGAAUCCCUCAAGACGUGAAACCGGAGAUGAUCGACUCCAUCGACUCCCAGCACAACGACGGACCACGCUCUGCGACCCUGAUCUGGAAGCUGUUCAAGAGAGAGAUUUAG
Messenger RNA from Torulaspora globosa, 753 nucleotides. Its product is annotated as putative amidotransferase. The record is from RefSeq and is a predicted model, not a curated record. The transcript has a single exon. The coding region runs from base 1 to 753 and encodes 250 amino acids. NCBI's taxonomy places the organism in Eukaryota, Fungi, Ascomycota, Saccharomycetes, Saccharomycetales, Saccharomycetaceae. Gene Ontology annotation, cellular component: nucleus; cytosol.